GUGAGGUCCCCCAAGCUCACCUUCUUCCAGACACUGGUGUCUCUGGUCCUGGGGGCAAUGGCCCUCUUGUCCUCCUACUGGUGUGAGGGCAGUCAGAAAGUCCCCAAGCCCCUCUGCUCGGCCAACAAACUGACCAAAUGCAUCCCUGUGCCCGGGGUCUCGCAUAACUCCACCUCCAUCCAGUUCUCCUGGGAGACGGGGGACGACCGCUUCGUCUUCCCUGCCUUCCAUGCAGGCAUGUGGAUGAGCUGUGAGGAGAACAUCUACACCGACGCCUGGGGUGAGACUUUGGGGGGUGAAAAUGGAUGGUUGGAACUUUAAUACCUGUAGGUUUGUGCACAAGAGUGGCAUAUAGUGGGUUCAAAGUGGGGGAGUUGCAGUCACACAGUAAUGUUACUAUGGGAAGCAAGGAGCAAAAUGGGUAAGAAAGGGGAAAAUCACUGGUGAGAUGAAACGCAAUUAGAGUCUAGGUACGGUGGAGUGUGUGUGUGUGUGAGCUCUUGCACUCUCUAAAGAGGAUUAUUAUCGGUGCUCUGUUCAGGGAGAUUUAGAUUCUAACAACAUGACUCAAUUAUGGAUUAUGACCAGAUAGAGAGAAAGGUUCAUAUUAUUCAACCCCCCCGGCUUGACUGGACUCAACACCCUAAAGCUGAGGCUGGAGAAGACUUGAUAGAGCUGUGGGAUUUCUACUGACAAUGAAGGAUUUGAGGAUAUCUUGUCUGGUGGAUGAGAAGUAUUAAAAAGACAUACUGUUCUCAUACAUGACUACCCACUGGGCACAAACUGGUUGAAUCCACGUAAUUUGUCAACAUAUUGUGAUGUGGAAUCUGUGGAAAAUACAUUGGAUUGUAAAAAAGUCAUUAAAGUUAACUGUUGUUUUGAGGGUGAAAUUUCAACCACAGGAUUAUGUAAUUAUGGUAACCAAAUUUCAACAUCGACAAACCUUGUAUAAAAUAUGUUGAAUUUGUACCUUCGAAACAACGUCAGACAUUCAACGUUAUAUCCACUAUCAGAAAAAAAACAGCACCUCCUACUGGAGAAUUGACCUAGCGUCAGCUACCUCUGGUCUCCCAUACAGGCCCGCCCCUGCUUAGCUACAAUAUUUGUCACAGACUAUUACCAAGGUGCUAUUGUGAGAGUGAUUGUUGAGAAAUCUCCACUUAGAACCUAAAAAUAUUCACUGUUGCUAUCGAAGCCAUUCCAAAUGGAAGCAAAUAUAACAAGACCAUACUUUAACACUCAUAUAUCAUCAAUGAUGCUAUUUAAAGCUGCAAUAUGUUACAUUUUGGGCGAUCAGACAAAAUUCACAUAGAUAUGUGUGUUAUAGCUAUGUCAUUCUCAUUGAAAGCAAGUCUAAGAAGCGGUGGAUCUGUUCUAUGUGCGCUAUUUAUAUGCUUCCUGUUCUUAAGUUUAGUUUUUGCGUCUUUUACGUUCGUUUUUGUACACCAUCUUCAAACAGCUGAAAAUACUAUAUUUUUGUUUAUGGAAAAUAUAUUUCACAGCGGUUUAGAUGGUACAAUGAUCCUCUACACUAUACCAGCUUAUUUUGUCACAUAAACUGAAAUUAGGCGAACUAUUAGAAUUUUAGCAACCAGGAAAUGGCGGAGCGAUUUCUACAUAGUGCAUCUUUAAGGCCUAUAUAAUAUUUGCAAAGUCAUCAACAGCUAUUGUUUAAAUUCAACUAGAAUUCAACUAAAAAUAGACAAUACACUAGGCCUAGGAUUUCAAAUGUAAUGAUAUUUAGUGAUAUUGAAUGCGUUUGGAUUUCAAUCAAAUCAAACUUUAUUUAAAGUGCAUUUCAAGUUUUUGUUGAUUUAGUCCUAUUCUUUAACUUCAUUGUUUUGGGUUGAGCUGGAGACGUGAAUCCAACAUAUCAAUUAUUAAUCUGUAGACAAACUGGAAGUAAAGCCAGACUAAGUCAGUGGCACAGAUGGAACUAUCCAAGCAUAAGAUACAUCUCCUUCAAAUGUAGAUAUUUGCUUGCGUUGACAACCAAACACAAUUCAAUAUCCAAUUUGUCUCCAAAUUAAUAAAUUAUAUGUUGGAUUCAAGUCUCCAUCUAAACCAAAAAUCAAAUAAAAAAAUAGGACUAAAUCUAAUUGAAUCAAACUUUAAAUGCACUUAUUUAGUCAUAUUCUUUAACUUAGAUUUUUGGUUUAGAUGGAGACAUGAAUACAACAUGUUAAUGAUUAACUUGAAGAUUACAUUUCAAAUCAACCAAAGCUUGAAACCCUAGGCCUCUACUGUAUGUAUUGUCUAUUUUUUUGUUGAAUCCUGGGUUGCAAAUUCUAUACAGGCCUAAAUAGUAUCAUUGAUGAUAUAUGACUUAUAAAGUAUGGUUACAUUUCAUUUUUCUCUGUUAAACCUACCUUUUAAUGUAAUCGUAACUGCAGUCCAGGUCAUUUGGUUCUGCUGUCAGAUGAAACACAGUGAUAACACGAUAAUCUGUUGUAUAAAUAAACCAAAAAUCAGAUAUUGUUUUUCCAUUGGAAUUUGGUUGUGCUUUUAGAUGGUUGACAGCAUAGUGAUAACACAUUGGAAAAACCCUUGGCUGUCUUUUUGAGUUGGUGAAUGUAGGUUGUAAUCUCAUUGAUCAACGUCUCAACCAAAUAUGACCCAAUGUGCCCCGUGGGUAGAAAGGUUUCCUGAAGGACAGCUAUUCCUGAUGCUAUGUAUUUAAUCUGUCCCACACAGAAAUUAACCUUAUCUGAUAUAAUAAAUAAUGAUCAUCGUAAUAUCUGUCUUUCGUUUUUUAGAGGAAAAGUGUCGCAGUUUUCUUUCUUUAACUCCAGGAGGUGAAAAAGGUAAAUUAUUCUGCAGUGUCAAGAGUGUAUGUUGGUACACAUUGCACAGUCAUGACAUAGUUGUACUGUAAUCGUCCUCUCUCUCCCUGCAGGAAUGUUGUGGCUGUCAGUGUCGAUGGAGCUCAUGUAUGUUGGGCUGCUGUGUAUCAGCUGUGUGCUGCUGUCUCUGCAGUUGUGUCUGGAUGCCUUUUGGCCCUCACAGCGCUGGGGACAGCUCCUCAAUGCCUACUCCGCAAUCUUCACUAUCUUAGGAGGUACACAUUUUACAUUAGAUUCUAUUUUUUUGAUAAUUUAGCACAUAGUUUCCCAAACUUGGUUCUGGGACCCCCCUGGGUGCACAUUUUGUUUUUUGCCCUAGCACUACACAGCUGAUUCAAAUAACCAACUCAUCAUCAAGCUUUGAUUAUUUGAGUCCGCUGUGUAGUGCUAGGGCAAAGUUUGGGAAACCCUGGUUUAGCAGACGCUAUUAUGCGGAGCAACUUACAGUCAGUGUGUUCAACUAAGGUAGGUAAGACAACCACACAUCACAGUCAUUGCAAGUAAAACUUUCCUCAAUAAAGCUAUUAGUGAAAUCAGUGCUUGUAUGAAAAAGUCUCUCUGAUCUAAUCCACAUAAACGCUUUCAAUGUCUGCCAUUUAAUCUCUGUUUUAUUAUCUUAGGGUUACUGGGAAUGGUGGCUCACAUGAUGUUCAUGCAGGUGUUUCAGACUACUGCCUCUAUGGGUCCAGAGGACUUCAAACCACACAGCUACAGCUACUCCUGGGCCUUUUAGUGAGUCUGCACGCACCACACACACACACACUGUUUACUAAAGUACCACUACUCAUUCUCUGAUCUUCAGUGUGCUCUGCUCCUCUUUUGGUCUCUAAGAGCAAGUGUGCUUAAGUGCUUACAUUUUCCCCCUUUAAAUAAGAGAGACACCCAAUAAUUUACCUCAAGGACUCUCAGGAGACCUGGGCUCCUGUUAAAGACCUCUGUCCAACUCAAAUAGAUUAUUGCAAUAUCGCAUAUGCCUUGUAGCAAUUGUGUUUUAGUAAGAUAAGGGUAUGAAAUAUGUUUGCAACAGUAGGCUUGCACACAUGGAUUCAGAUGAACACUAUCCACCUUGCUGCUCCUUUCUCUUUACUCUGUUUCUCUCUCUCAGUGUGGCAUGGCUGGCCUUUACCUGCUGCAUGUUGUCAGGAGUCUCCACCCUCAACAACUACACCAAGAAGGCUGUAAUGGAGCGGAGGCGUAAAGCCCGCCUGUACCCCCCUCGAUUCCCUGACAUAAAGCCCCUGCUACCCCCGGCCUCCUGCUACUGCCCUCUGCCACCACACCCCUGCAUGUCCCUACCAUCCCCAGAACUCUCACCCCCUGUCGCCCUACUAUGACCCCCCUUCGCCACCCCCACCCUCAUCACCCCAUCCACUCACCCACUCCCUAUCCCUCCCCCACCCUGAAUACUUACCACCUCCCCCGUCCCACCCUGCUCCCCUGUCCCCCUAUCACCGCCACUCCCUCCCCUCUCCCUCCAUCUCUCUGCCCCUCUACGUCCACAGUUACACACCCCAGUACUACUCAGAGGACAGGGGCAGAGAUAUGGAGGAAGAGGGGAGGGAGUACUCAGAUGAGGAGUACAGCCCACUUUGA
Molecule: messenger RNA, 4436 nt
Organism: Coregonus sp. 'balchen'
Lineage: Eukaryota; Metazoa; Chordata; Actinopteri; Salmoniformes; Salmonidae
Source: the annotation of a GenBank genome assembly